Aspergillus homomorphus CBS 101889 is the source of this 1092-nucleotide messenger RNA. RefSeq names its product 3-methyl-2-oxobutanoate hydroxymethyltransferase ECM31. Gene Ontology annotation, cellular component: mitochondrion. Lineage: Eukaryota; Fungi; Ascomycota; Eurotiomycetes; Eurotiales; Aspergillaceae. Gene Ontology annotation, biological process: pantothenate biosynthetic process. The transcript has 3 exons. Bases 1 to 1014 code for a protein of 337 amino acids. The record is from RefSeq and is a predicted model, not a curated record. Gene Ontology annotation, molecular function: magnesium ion binding; 3-methyl-2-oxobutanoate hydroxymethyltransferase activity.
AUGGCGUCUACAACAUCGCUCCUCCGCCGCUCGCUGCAUCCCAUCCGCGGUUCCUUUCUCCGCUCGACCACAACCACACCUACAGUUACGACUCGUCUCCCGCAACUCCGCUACAGCUCGCACUCCCCGCUUGGCGCCACGGCUGCCAACCCCCGCAAGAAGGUGACCCUGCAGACGCUGCGCGGCAUGUACAAGCGCGGCGAGCCGAUCACCAUGCUCACGGCGCAUGAUUUCCCGUCGGGUCAUGUGGCCGAGGCGGCGGGCAUGGACGUCGUGCUUGUUGGCGAUAGUCUGGCCAUGGUGGCGCUGGGUAUGGAAGAUACGAGUGAGAUCGUCAUGGAGGAGAUGCUGUUGCAUUGUCGCAGUGUGGCGCGCGCAGUGAAGGGGGCUUUUACGGUUGCGGAUCUGCCUAUGGGCUCGUAUGAGGUCUCGCCGGAGCAGGCUUUGCAGUCGGCCAUUCGCAUCAUCAAGGAGGGUAGGGUGCAGGGUGUCAAGAUUGAGGGCGGCGAGGAGAUGGCACCGACGAUCAAGCGGAUCACGCAGGCGGGGAUCCCUGUCGUCGGCCAUGUCGGGCUCACGCCGCAGCGGCAGCAUGCGCUGGGUGGCUUCCGCGUGCAGGGGAAGUCGACGGCGGGCGCCUUGCGGCUGCUGCAGGAUGCGCGCGCGGUGCAGGAGGCCGGUGCGUUCAUGAUUGUCGUCGAAGCGGUGCCCGCGGAGAUCGCGUCCAUCAUCACUAAGAAGCUGCGCGUGCCGACCAUCGGAAUCGGGGCUGGCAAUGGCUGCUCCGGCCAGGUGCUGGUGCAGAUCGACAUGACGGGCAACUUCCCCCCGGGUCGCUUUCUCCCCAAGUUCGUCAAGAAGUACGCCGAUGUCUGGGGCGAGGCCAUUAAGGGCAUCGAGCAGUACCGCGACGAGGUCAAGAGCAGAGCGUACCCGUCGGAGGAGUACACCUACGCCAUUCCCAAGGAAGAGCUGGCCGAGUUCGAGAAGAUCGUCAAAGAGAGCUCGUCAUGAAGGAUGCGUUCCUUCCCUCCAGCACCAUUGAUCGCUUGUUCACGAUGCGCCCUUGCGUUAUAGACCCUUGAGGAUCAC